Zingiber officinale is the source of this 946-nucleotide messenger RNA. Its product is annotated as probable glutathione S-transferase GSTU6. The record is from RefSeq and is a predicted model, not a curated record. Gene Ontology annotation, cellular component: cytoplasm. The transcript is spliced from 2 exons. NCBI's taxonomy places the organism in Eukaryota, Viridiplantae, Streptophyta, Magnoliopsida, Zingiberales, Zingiberaceae. Gene Ontology annotation, biological process: glutathione metabolic process. Gene Ontology annotation, molecular function: glutathione transferase activity. The coding region runs from base 38 to 751 and encodes 237 amino acids.
CCAUCAUUCGCCAACACCGGGAUCAAUUUGCACUCCCAUGGCCGUAGCUGCAGCGGAGGACGUGAAGGUUUUGAGUGACCCGCUGAACCCCUUCGUCAUCAGGGUUCUCAUCGCCCUCCGCCUCAAAAGAGUCGAGUACGAGCUCGUGGAGGUGCAGUUAGCGGAGCCGAAGAGCGAGAUCCUGGUGAAGUCCAACCCGGUGUACAAGAUGGUCCCUGUGCUGCUCCACCGCGAAAAAUCUAUCUGCGAGUCCGCCGUCAUCGUCCAGUACAUCGACGAGGAGUGGUCCGACGGCGGCGGAUCCUCCUCCAUCCUCCCCGCCGACCCCUUCGAUCGCGCCAUCGCUCGGUCCUGGGCCGCCUACAUCGACGACAAGUUGACUGCUUUAAUUAGGGCUUUGAGGGUAGAGACGGAGGCGGAGAAGGCGACGGAGUUGGCCGGGCAAAUCCGGCAGGUGCUGGGGCUGCUGGAAGAGGCCUUCGCGGAGUGCGGCAAAGGGAAAGGCUUCUUCGGCGGGGACGCCGUCGGCUACCUGGACAUCGCGCUGGGGAGCUGCCUGGGAUGGAUCAUGGCGCUGGAGAAGGGUAAAAGUGUCAAACUUUUGGAUGCGGAGGAGCUUCCUCGGCUGGCGGGAUGGGCGGAGCGGUUCUUGGCGGAGGAGUCAGUGAAGGGGCUGGUGCCGGACGCCGACGAGCAUCUGAAGAUUGACGAAGUCGCGGCGGCGAGGACGAGCGCUACUCCUGCUGCAUAAGAUCUAGGGGCCGGCACAAGGGGCCCGAUCAACAUUGUUUUUUUGUUGUUGUUGUUUGAGAUCAUAAAUGCUGUGAAAUUAGGGUUUGAGUCAAGAAUUCUCUUGAAAACAAUAAAUAAAUGGGAGUUAAAUACAGUUGUAAUUGUAAACGUGCAUGAGCAAAUUAUUAAUGCUAUUAUAAAUAUUAUUUUUCAA